Syngnathus acus (greater pipefish) is the source of this 4019-nucleotide messenger RNA. RefSeq lists its product as uncharacterized. Gene Ontology annotation, molecular function: nucleic acid binding; zinc ion binding. The transcript is spliced from 2 exons. Lineage: Eukaryota; Metazoa; Chordata; Actinopteri; Syngnathiformes; Syngnathidae. The record is from RefSeq and is a predicted model, not a curated record. Bases 669 to 3284 code for a protein of 871 amino acids.
AUGAAAUAAGAAGAAGUGAAAGAUCUAGAAGGCUCACUGAGAAGGGACAAGAACUCGAAGAGACUAAACUCAAAGGUCUCCAACAUCGUUUCUCACGUACCUAUGACAAGUGGAAGAUUCUUGCUAAGAAAUCAAGGAAGGAGAUAGAGGGAGCCUCUUCUCAAGAGAACCUACAAACUCUCAUCAACAAGAUAAAAGAAGCAUCAAAUGAUGUACAGCAGGCGUACGAAGACCUGCGCAAAUGCAUAAUCCCUGAUAAAGAGACACGCCGUCGAACAGACACCUGCGACACUGUCUCAAGGCAGAUAUUAGAGCAUGCUUGGAACCAUCUCCAAGACAAAGAUAACGAGCAAGAAAUAGAGUGGUUUGAGACUGGCUCUGUGUUCUCAUUAGAAGUAUCAGAAGCAUGCAGUGCAAGCUCAAGAUCAUCACUCUCAAGUAGAUCCUCAUGUAAAUCUUCAAAAAUAAGUGAAGCUGCAGCAGAAUUAGCAGCAAAUGAAGCCACUUUGGAAGUCCAAGAGCAAGUGGAGCGUGAGGAACGUGAACUCAGAAACCUAGAAGCUGAGUACAGACAAAGGCUUGCACAACAAGAAGAAGAAUGUGCUGCAAAUAAACAGGUCUUGGAAGAAAAGCGCAGAAAGAUAGAACGCUUAGAGACCAUAAAAAAGAUGAAUGCCGCCAAGGCCAAACUAGAAGUGUAUAAACAAGAACAAGGCUCAACCUCAGACUUGCUGGAUCUAUUCAAGGAUUAUAAGCCCAAACGAGAAAGGCUUACAUUCGACUCAAAACCUGCUGUCACGCCACAACUAAUCACAAGGAUGCAAUCUUCUAUAACUACUCCCAAAGAGGAUAGCACAACUGAUUUCGCCAAGGUACUAGCAGAGUCCUUCAGUGUAAGCCGUCUCCCAGCACCAGAGCCUGCUGUUUUCAGUGGAAAUCCACUAAAGUACAAGGGCUGGAAAAUGUCCUUUCAAACGCUGAUAGGCAGAAAGAAUAUACCAGCGAAUGAAAAAAUCUACUACCUACAAAAAUAUGUUGGUGGACCAGCAAGGAAAGCCAUUGAGGGAUACUUCCUUCUGGGAACAGAUGCAGCCUAUCAGGCAGCGCUCGAUGUCCUGGAAAAAAGAUAUGGAAGCUCCUUUAUGGUUGCUAAGGCUUUCAGAGAUAAGCUGGCCUCAUGGCCAAACAUAGGACCCAAGGAAAGCAUUCAGCUACGAGAGUUCUCAGACUUCCUUCAAGGCUGUCAAGCAGCCAUGUCGCAAAUAAAGAGCCUGGAGGUCCUUAACGACUGUGGUGAAAACCAACGAAUGCUCUCCAAGCUCCCCGACUGGCUUACAGCAAGAUGGAACCGAAGGGUGACCAGGAUGGAAAAGGAAAAUGAGACUUUCCCCAGCUUCGAUCAGUUCGUGGAAUUCGUCACAGAGGAAGCCGAUAUAGCUUGUAAUCCGAUUACCUCCCUUCACGCUCUGAAGUCUGGAGAUGGUGGAAAGGAGAAGCCACAAAAAACACGAAGUGUUGGUGCUAAGGUGCUAGCAAGUAGCUCUGAAGAGAAAACAGAUGCUAAAGGAUGUGUAUUCUGUGAGAAGUCAAAUCAUGGCUUACAGACAUGUCGAAAGUUCUUGAAAGAGACAACUGCAGAACGAGUCAAGUUUGUGAAAACAAACAAGCUCUGCUUUGGAUGUUUGAAAUCAGGACAUCAGUCCAAGAACUGUGAGAAGAGAAGCAUUUGUGAGACAUGCAAAAGGAAGCAUCCAACAUGUCUACAUGAAAAUCGUCCAAGGGAAGACGAUAGGAAAGAACAAGAGGAUGGCGAAAGAAAGGAGAGUGGGAGACGCUUUAAGAAAAAGGAAGACUUAUCAGAGUCUGAAGAGAAAGAAGAGACACCAGUAGAGGCAACAGCUAACAGAGUGGUGCAAGACAAGAGGAGCACCUAUUCCUCCACAGUUGUUCCUGUAUGGCUGUCCACAGCAAGUAAUCCAGAGCAGGAAGUGCUCGUAUACGCUCUAUUGGACAACCAAAGCGACACCACCUUCAUCCUGCAAGAAACGGCAGAAGUGUUAGUUACAGAGAAACAGCCUGUGCAAUUAAAGCUCUCCACGAUGUCAUCCAAAGAUACCGUCAUCCAGAGUCAGAAGUUAACUGGACUGCAGGUCAGAGGUUAUAAUGAGACAAGGAAAAUAUCUCUCCCAGUAACCUACACAAGAGAGUUUAUUCCUGCAAACCUAAGUCAUGUCCCCAUACCUGAGACAGCAAGAUCAUGGCCUCACCUAGAGCACCUUGCUGGAGAGAUCACUCCUUUAUGUGACUGUGAGAUUGGCCUGCUCAUAGGCUACAACUGUUCUCAGGCCCUGUUGCCCAGAGAAGUGGUGUCAGGAAAGGAUAAUGAGCCUUUCGCUCAACGAACAGACUUGGGCUGGAGUAUAGUUGGCUGUGCAGAUCCCUGCGUCGAUUAUGGAGAUGCAAUUGGAAGCAGCCACAGGAUCGUUGUGAAACAAGUCAUCACACCACCAGAAGUCAUUAAGGCACUCGAAUCAGACUUCAACGAAAGAAUAGCCGAAGAUGCUCAUAUCUCACAGGAAGAUCUACGUUUUCUAUCCAUAAUGGAGGAAGGAAUCAAAGCGAAGCCAGACGGACGUUGCGAAAUGCCUCUCCCAUUUAAAGAAGAAAGGCCAAGCCUGCCACAGAACAGAAUCUGUGCAGAUCACCGUCUCAAGUGUCUCAGAAAGAGAUUGGAGAGGGACGAGCAAUAUCGGAAGGACUACAAGACCUUCAUGAGUGAGAUGAUUGCACGCGGAGAUGCAGAGAAAGUCACAGAAGAACUUCCCAGCGGAGACAUCAAGGUGGGAGAGAUGUUAGCAGAAGACACUGAAGUUCUAAAGGCCUUCGUGGGCAAGACCUUGACGACGGAAGACUCACUGCUUGAUCGCUUCCAGAAGUUCUCCAGCUGGAUGAUGUUAGUCAAAGCCAUCGCUAGACUCAAACGACGUGUCAAAGAGCUCAAGGGUCUGACAGAAAGAAUCAAUGAAGCCACGAGUCUCGAAGAAAGAAAAGAAGCAGAAAUCAAGAUCAAUGACAUAGUGAUUAUAAAGGAUGAAAAUACACCAAGAAAUGAAUGGAAGCUGGCUAAGGUCACACAAGUGUACCCAAGUGAAGAUGGUCAUGUGAGGAAGAUACAGUUAUUGAUCAGCGACUCAGAACUAAAUGACACUGGAAAACGAGUCAACAAGCAAACCUACCUGGAGAGACCUAUACAUAAGACUGUGACCUUGCUUGAAGCAGGAUGAGAGCCUCCAGUCUACCCUCUCUAGAGCUCCCCUCCCUAGCGCCACCUAGCUUAUGACCUAAUCCUUAGUUAUAGUUACCUUAAUUAUACUUACCUCAGUUAUACUUGCCCCUUUUUCUCUUAGUCCUACUCAUCUCAGAUAGUUGAAGAAAAUCACAAGUGAUUUGGUGGGAGUGUAGCUGCCAUAAGAAAAUGCACUGAUAUGUAACGUUUUGAGCUAAGCUCUGUUUCCAAGUGGGAACCAAUUUUUGUUUUUGUGUUAGCGGUUCCUUUUUUGUGAGUUACACAAGGGCGAGUGUGUCUGAUUUUGAGCCACCGGGUGGCGACGUUUUCCGUUUUGUAUAAGCAAGUGAUGAAGAAGGCAAGGAAUGCUUAUUUAGUUUCCUUUCUGAUAGCAUUUUUGUUUAUUGGUGAAACCGGAGUUUUGAAGACCUGUAUUGUCAAGAUUUACGUUUUUCUUCGUUUUCUCCCUCGAGCAAAUGCGGCAAUGAGGUAAUCCUUAGCUGUUAGCCAUGAUGUUAGCCAUGCUAUGUUAUGUUAGCAAGAACAUGACGAAUGUGUUUUAAGUGCAUGAGCAGAUUUAAGUUAUUUUGUGUGUAACGUUUAUUGUUCUCUGUGAGAACGUUUUAUGUUAAUAGUCUUUAUGUCUUUUAGUUCUCACGGCAUGUGUGUGGAGAAGGAGUUUAAUAAAUGCCCGUUUUGAAGAACUGCUUGUACGCCUGAUUGACAAGAGGGA